AGAGUCGUAUGGAUUGUCAAACAAUUUGAACGAAUUAUUCGUUACUUUUAAACAAAUGUUUGUAUUAUUUGUCAGUUAUUUUGAACGUUAAAGUCAUUCACUGUUUAGCCAUACGUUGUGUUGAGUUAUUGUUUGCCACCGAUUGACUGAUCCAUUGAUUGACUAAAUAGUCGUCUUUUUUGGUUAAUUAUCAACUUUGAAGUUACAAAAGGAUGGCACCGGUCGUGACAAUGACUGGUCCGAAGACUCCUCACGGAAAGGAACAGUCAGUUGUGGAUGUAUUGCAAAAUAUCAAAGUUUUUGUCAGAUGUCGACCACUGAAGGCCAACGAAAAGAAGAAUGUAAUUGAAGUGAUUUCCGAUCGCAAAGAAGUGAGAAUCAAUGAAUCGAAGAACUCUAAUGAACGAUACAAUAGUAAGACAUUUACUUUUGACAAUGCAUUCAAUGCCGAUACGAGUCAAUUGCAUAUCUAUAAGUGUGUGGUCGAGCCGCUCAUCCAACAGGUGGUUAUGGGUUAUAAUUGUACUGUAUUUGCUUACGGACAGACAGGAACUGGUAAGACAUACACUAUGGAAGGUGAGCGCAGUCUUGAGGACAAUGUGUGUUCGUGGGCUGACGACCCACUCGCCGGUAUCAUUCCCAGAGCACUACACCAACUCUUCGAGACAUUGGCUGACGAAAAGUGUGAAUACACUGUUAGAGUGUCAUUCCUCGAGCUUUAUAAUGAAGAACUUUAUGAUCUUUUGAGUUCUAUUGACGACACGACCAAACUUAAGAUCUAUGAAGACUCAACCAGAAAGGGUUCUAUUAUUGUUGACGGACUCGAAGAUAUAACAGUUCAUUCAAAGGCUGAGAUUUACGAUAUUUUGCGCAAAGGUUCGGCUAAACGCCAAACAGCCGCUACUCUUAUGAAUGCGUGUUCCUCAAGAAGUCAUACUAUAUUUUCAGUGACGGUUCACAUCAAAGAGAGUGCCAUUGAUGGCGAAGAUUUGGUUAAAAUUGGAAAAUUGAAUUUAGUUGAUUUGGCCGGAAGUGAGAACAUUGGCCGCUCCGGUGCUAUUGAUAAGAGAGCCCGAGAGGCCGGUAAUAUCAAUCAGAGUUUGCUUACUCUCGGACGUGUUAUUACCUCUUUGGUAGACAGAUGUCCGCACAUUCCGUAUCGUGAAUCAAAACUGACACGUCUUUUACAAGAGUCACUCGGAGGCCGAACAAAGACUUCGAUUAUUGCGACAAUUAGUCCAAACAUAGCCGAUGCCGACGACACGCUAUCAACACUAGAGUACGCACAAAGAGCUAAGAAAAUUACUAAUAAACCUGAAAUUAAUCAGAAGAUGAGCAAAAAGACACUUCUCAGAGAAUAUACGGCAGAAAUUGAGAGAUUAAGACGUGAUUUGACGGCCGCGAGGGAUAAGAAUGGUAUUUAUGUUGACGAAGAAAAUUUCCUACAAAUGGAGCAACAAAUCAAAUGUCAACAGCAAGACAUUGAAGAGAAGAUCUCUCAAAUUAAUGCUCUCGAAGAAGAAAUGAAUAAAAUUCAGGAAUUAUUCGGUGACACUAAAAAUGAAUUGAAUAUCAAAGUAGAAGAACUUGAGAUUACAAAUAAAAAUUUAAUGAAAACUUCUCAACAAUUGAAUGAAACUAAAGGAAAUUUGCGUCAAACACGACGUGAUAGAGACGAACAAAAACAUUUGGUUGAAGUGCACGUAAAUUCAGAGAAAUUGCUUACAACUCAAGCAAAACAAUUGCUUGAUGUCACCGAACAAACCACUUGUGAUGUCAAUAAACUACACAAUAAAGUGGACCGACAGAAGACAGUCGAAACCAAGAACUUCAGUAAAGCAAAUGAAUUUCAGGCUAAGUUUUUAGAUGAUAUGAAUCUAUUGGAAGAAUUGGUAUCCAUUACUACGACUUCAUAUAACGAUUCACUCGAAGAAAUGCUGACUUCAAUCAAUGAGAAGACGAAUACGGCUCAAGAUAUUGUGACCGAUACUCAUAGCAAAGUUACAGCACUGACCAACUCAAUGACUGAACACAAAUCUCGGUUGUCAUCGAUUUUCUUAAAAGAUAGGAUUACUUUGGAACAAGUGAUUGGUUUGAAAGAUACCAAUUUUAAUCUUAAGGAAUUAAGUAUUCAAUCAUUUGAUGCCAUUUUAAGAGAUGUGAUGAAACACCAGAGCAAUAUUUCUGAAGACAUCGACAAACUUAAUGAAAUUUUUGCAAAUCAGAGACAAAAAGUAGAAGACGUGUUGAUGAAACAAAAUUCACAUCUGAAGAGUAUUUCUAAGAUUACAAUCGACUCAUUCAACAGAAUGAAAGUCGAUUUGAAGAGUGUUUUUGAAUCUCUCAAUAAUGAAAUGAAUAGUAUUGUAUCACAAAUGGAGAGUUCAAAUGAUGAGAAUAUCAAAUCACACGAACAACUCGAUAAAGACUUUGAAGAGAUGGAGAAACUUAUUAACAGUCAAAUGCAGACAAUGAAAGAAAUACAAAUCAAACGCAUUGCCGCUCGCCUUAAAAGUACAGAAUCUGUCUCUGAUUUGAAGAAUAAAAUGACAGAAACGAGUAAAAAUCAAUGGAAUUCUUUGCAAGAAAUCAAUAAUAAAGUGGAUGUCUUUGUUUCGGAAAUUAAUUGCGAAGAAAGUGUUGGUCUUAAGUAUAUUGAAAGUAUCGAUAAUUUGAAUACUAUUAAUACUCAAGAAAUAAUGGAUAAAACAAGUGAAAUGAGUGUCAAAAAUACUGAAAUUCCAAAUCAGAUUCAGGAAUUAAUAAAUAAUGACAAACAAAAGAUCAUAAAGACUGGUACAGUUAUGGAUCAGCUUAUUGGUGAUACUAUUGUCAGCACUGAUAAGCAAUUGACGGCUAAAGAGACGCUACUUAGAGCUAUGUCAGAGAAAUUAAACGAAGGACUGGACGAACAAAAUAAUGGAUUAUUGAGUAUUACAGACAACAUAAAGAAUAUCUCGGAAUGCGUUUCGGAUAAGAUAUCAGAAAUGUGUCGAAUGUCACAAACUAUGGAAAAAUCGCAAAUCAGAGAAAUUGAAAACAGAAACAGAACUUUUGAAGCCUUCUUUAAGAAUGACUUAGUCAAAGACGUACCAACCGGAACAACACCACAGAAGACUGAGUACUCUUAUCCAAGAGAUUUGACUCAGACGUCACCACACGAGAGAAUAUUAGAGCGCUUCAGACUUAUCAAUGCUGACAAUACAUCUUUUGUUGAAGAAAGUGAAUCGGAAGUAGUGUCCGAUGCAAACAAUUCAAACACUUCAUCAAAGAGUUUUGACUCAAAUGAUGAAAAUGUUAAACCAUUAAAUACCAGCAAUCAAUCGAAAUCAUCUAAAGUAUCAAAAAACAGAUCCAAUUCAAGUCUUAAGGCAAAGUCUGAUACGAAUCAAACUUUUAUUUUGGACAAUGAUUUCUCUAAGAAAAAUGCGACACCAAAACCAUUGAGUGUCAAUCGAAACAAUUAAUUUUAAUAUUUUAAUGUAAAUACAGUAUUUUAAUAAUAGCACUACUUUUAUCUUAAUGUUUGUCUUAAUUUUAUUGCAACUUAGAAAUUGAUGUAUUAAUAGUACUUAAGUAUUGUAUAACAAAAUUUUUUGGCACAAUAUAUAUAUAUAU
Messenger RNA from Oppia nitens, 3618 nucleotides. It is a transcript of the gene Klp61F, whose product is annotated as kinesin-like protein KIF11. The record is from RefSeq and is a predicted model, not a curated record. The coding region runs from base 213 to 3467 and encodes 1084 amino acids. The transcript has 3 exons. Gene Ontology annotation, molecular function: ATP binding; microtubule binding; plus-end-directed microtubule motor activity. NCBI's taxonomy places the organism in Eukaryota, Metazoa, Arthropoda, Arachnida, Sarcoptiformes, Oppiidae. Gene Ontology annotation, biological process: mitotic spindle assembly; microtubule-based movement. Gene Ontology annotation, cellular component: spindle microtubule; nucleus.